This is a messenger RNA of Larimichthys crocea (large yellow croaker), 4369 nucleotides long. Its product is annotated as rho family-interacting cell polarization regulator 1. NCBI's taxonomy places the organism in Eukaryota, Metazoa, Chordata, Actinopteri, Sciaenidae. The transcript has 17 exons. The record is from RefSeq and is a predicted model, not a curated record. Bases 297 to 2342 code for a protein of 681 amino acids.
CGCUUGGUGUAGCUGCUGCUCGCUUGAAUGUGGAUACAAAAAACUGCGAAAUCCAGGAGAGGGACAGCGCCCAGAAUAACUGUAAACCUCUGCUAACUGCGUGGAGCAUCGCGCUGGAAAUGAGAGUCCGGUCAUCUCCUCCGGGCUGUCGGACAUUAAAACAGAGGACAUGUCCUUCGGUUUGUUAAAGCCACAGUGCUAUGCUCAACUCCCCAAGCAUGCUACAGUAGUGACAAUCUCUCUCUACUCAGCAGCACUGUUUGAUCCUAGAGAAACGUGCCUUGUAAGGAAGCAGGAUGUUCACAGGCUCCACCAAACUGCCACCCACUAAAACCCCCCAGCCCGAGCGGCUGGAUGAAGUGUAUGCCGCCUUACGCAGAGGCUUACAGUCGUACCUGCAGGUCCACCAGCUGGAGCUGGACAGUCUGGGUCAGCAGAUCCGAGAAAACAAGAGGAACGGUCGUUUGGGUUCUUUGUAUGAGCAGGAUAAGCAAGUGAAAGCCAUAGAGAGGUUUAUGCGACGCCUCGAAUUUCAUCUCAGCAAGGUUGAGGAGCUGUACGAUGCUUAUUGUAUACAGCGGCGACUGCGUGAUGGAGCGAGUAAAAUGGUGGCGGCCUUCAACUCGGCCACUGGCAGCAGGGAGGCCAGAGAGAGCCUGAGUGAAGCCAACAAGGGCUACAGAGAAUGUACAGAGCACAUGUGCUCGCUUGAGAGUGAAUUAGAAAGCCAGAUGGGAGAAUUUCAUGUCAAAAUGAAGGGCCUCGCUGGCUUUGCACGGCUGUGUGCUGGUGACCAGUACGAGGUCCUAAUGCGUUACGGGCGACAACGCUGGAGGCUACGAGGCCGCGUGGAAGUCAGCAACAAGCAGAUAUGGGACAGUGAAGAGUAUAUCUUUUUGCCUCUCGUCACAGAACUGCUGUCAAUCAAGGUGACGGAGCUUAAGAGCCUGGCCAAUCAUGUGGUGGUGGGCAGCGUGUCCUGCGAAAUGCUCGACCUGUUCUGCCCUCUUCCCCAGACGCUUGCCGUGGAUAUCAACGAUCUCGGGACGGUGAAGCUGAACUUGGAGGUUACAUGGAGUCCAUUUGAUAAGGAUGACCAGACAUCAUCCACCAGUACAGUUUCCAAACGGCUGCUGUCCAAUCAGAGCCCUCCUGACACGCCCUCUAUGCGGGAGCAGGUGUUUUAUUCUCUGCUGAAGCGACAAGGAGAGAUGGAGAACGGGACAGUCUGGUCCAACUCCUCUGAAUCCUCCGAUGACUCCUCCAGUCCUGCGCUGGCUCACCACGCUCAGAGGCUGACGGCCUCCAACCUGCUGCAAACCACUCUCACCACUCCACUGUCGUUCACGCCGCACAAGUCCAGCGCAUCGACGCCGUCGCUCUCCUCCAACCAAGAGGAGGACGAGACAGAAGCCGGGGAGGUUUUCUCUCAGACAGAUGUGGUGGCAAACGGCCAUCUGCUUCAGACUUCCUGCUCUCACAGCCACACUGGUGAGAGUAGUCCAGACUGUACUGUGACUGAUAGGGCGUCUGUGCAAUCAGCUGACCUCUCUGAGACCUCGGCAGACCUGAGCUGCUCAUGCCCCGAUGUUUCCUCUGUACCUCCUGUGUCACUGAUGGAGGAACCGGAUUUGUGUGUGAGCACCGCCCCAAAAGUGUGUGUUUCAGCAGAGGAGGUAAAAGGUGACGCAUCUGAGGACUCGUCAGACCAGGCUAAAGCAGAAGCCGAGGACAGCACCACUGAAGCAGGACACCAGGGAAAGGAGACCCAUCAGUCCAUCCAGGAGCCAAUACAACUGGAGGGCACUCCGACGGUUCCUUUUCCCACUUCUUCUAGUUUCACUCAGGAAGUCGAGACAGCCCUUGAAAGUUUUGACUUUCUCAACUGCUCUGACCUUGAUGAAGACGACGAGGAGGAAAAGGAAGAUGAGCAACCAGAAGAUGAGCAACAACAAGAAGAUGAAGGAGAGAAGAAGGAGGAGGAUGACGGGCAGCAUGAAGAGAACCAAAACAAAAUGGAGGAAGAGAAAGUGGAAGAAGAAGACGAAGAGGAAAAAGAUGAAAAGAACUUUUACUCUGGAGGAAGCGAUGAGGAGGAGGCAGGCGGUCUAGAGAUCCUGAUGGAAGCUCCAGAAGGUUUUAGGAACUCUGAUGAAGAUCGUUUCUCUGAAUCACAGGAGUCAAGCGUGGAGGACCUGCAGGAUUUGGGUCAGAUAGAAAUGCCUGAGGAUCAGGAGGAGCACAGUGAGGAAAAGGGAGAUGAACCACAAGGAGAGGACACAUCACAUGGUCAGGAGGAGCGUCCCUCUACUCCCAGCGAUUUGGGCACUUCUGUCUUCUGAUGACACAGUGGAACCAUAGCUAAACCAUUUCUCCCACUCUGAUCACCAUCUCCCUCUUACUCUGCGGGAUUGGAGGCUUUGAGGAUGUUCCACUUACUGCUCAGACAAACAAGCUCUUCCAUCACGGUCGAGUUUGUGCACAUAUUUGCCUUGUUCUGACCAAGAACGAUUAACCUCAUGACUGAAAGUCCCCCCCUUUCAAAAAAAAACCCCUCCCCAUCCUUUUAACACACACUCCAUCGUCACGUUGACUGGGUUAAAGUGGGACACCGCUUCAUUUACACGUUCAUAAACUGCUCCUGUCAUAUGAAAAUUCAGUGUCCAACAUGUAAACAUUUCAGGAACAGCUAAAAGCGUCCUCGCUUUUGGCGUUAUUACAGUGCAUUUAUGAAGUAAUCUAAUCAUUUUGAAAAGGUUUUAUGAGUUCAAGUUGAUGGAUUUCUUCACUCAAAGAGGUAUACAAUCACUUACCAAGUUGCAUAGUAAGGUUUUGAAAACUAUCAGUAUUUGUGGAUAUGAAAAAACGUAUCAAGGUUAUGAAUUUCAGUGUUAAAUCAGUGUACAGCUCCGAGCUCUUUCACUGCUGGUAGGAGGUGGGAAAGACGUCAUGAGCAUGUGAUGUUUGUCUGAAGAUUCGUAUCACCGUGCUGUGGACAAGAAGUCAUUUCCAAAGUGGGAAUAUACCCUGAAAACCAACAUGAUCUUUCAUUUCAGUCACCAGAGACAGUUAAUGAGAACAUUAAGAAUUACACAUGGAGUGCAGAAGUUACAUUCAACCUUUAACGCAACACCAAGAACAGAAGAAGUAAUAUUAGGAAUGAAUAUAAACACUUGAAGGAUUGGAGUCAAACUCACCACGGUCCAGUUUUUUUUUUACAAACAUUAAAACAGUCUGCAGUGUAAAACUAUAUUUAAACCUGCAUGUGUAGCUGCCUCACACUGCCAGCAUGUCUGUAUAAAAAGCUCAACUGAUCAGUUUAAGUGUGUAAGCUAGGCUCCUGUGUAAGGAAGCCAUCGGGUCUGUAGCUGUGUUACAAAAGCCGCCUCACAGGGGCGCUAUAGUCUUUCAGCGUCAUGCUUUAUGUUGUUCUACAAAAAGCCUCGUCAUUCAGAAAGUGCCUCAAGUGACAGACAGAGAUAUAAGAUGUAAGGUUUGAAAUGCCAUGACCAGGAGAGAUCAGGCAACAGAUAAGUGUUUAUUUUCUGAAUUACUUCAAGAGUGUGCACAAUAAGAGAUAUUUACUGUUUCAUAUAAAGAAUUGUAUAUGUCUUGAAAUGUUAAAAUGUUUAUGUUCAGAAAUGUUUAAACUUUAUAAAGGUUUCUUUAAAACGAACGCGUCUGUUGUGGUGUUGAAUAAGCAUGUGUAAGCUGUAAUUACAGACUGCAGUAAACAACAAGAGCAAAAACAUUUCCAGAAGAAUGGUUUAUUUUUAAACAGCCCUUAAAUUGAAGAUGUAUUCUCCUGAGCAUGAAUGAAUGAUGUGUUUCUGGUGCUCUUUGGUUUUCAUACUGAAGAACUGAGUAUCAAAAAGGCACUUUUAGUAAGAAAUAUAUCAGUUUUAUUCAGGAAGUUAAACUAUACAUACAUACUGAAAUGAAAGCUUAAUCCACAUCCAUGUGUUGGCUCGUCUUAAAGAAACGUUCAGCAGUAGUAAGUUUGUGUCAAACAGGUAAAACAGAGCUAAAAAUGUGUAAUGGGUACAUUCAUUAAAAAACAUUUCAUGAAAAUAAUCUGUCAAAGUACUUAAAACCAGUUAAAGUUUACGAGAACAGUGUGACAAAUGUAACUUAAAGUGUAACUAUAUCCCAAAACCCAGAACUCUCCCAUUCACGUCGCCCCGUUGAAACUCUAAACCCCACAGUGCAACUUCUGAAAAAUCACAACAAUAUAAAUAAUUAAAACCAAGUGAGUGUUGUUUACACAUACCGGAACAACAGUCUGCUUUCAGUGCAAUAAAACAUCACAGCAUGAUUAAAAACAAACACCAAAACAUCUUCCAACUGUCUUCUAUUUGUUCCAUUUCUC